UAACAACCGGCUUCUUAAAUCAGUUUACCGGCCCGUGUCGUCGCGAGCGCACGUAUAUAUAAUCUGCGACGGUAACACUUGAUUUAAAACGUGAUUCAACCAAAAACAAUACAUAAAACAGGUUUAUUUUGAAGACCGGCGCCUCUUUAGUUAUCAAUCAUGGGAAAGGUGGCCACAUCAGAAGCCCUGAGGUUCAUGACGGACUGUCUGAAAGCAGUUGGGGCAGCGGCCAGGGCAGCUGAACAGCAAGCCGAGCUACUCAUCCAGGCUGACAGGUUCGGUCAUCCCAGUCAUGGCCUUAAUAGGCUAGAGAUGUAUGUAAACGACAUCAUAAGCGGUGCGUGCCAGCCUAACAACGAGCCGACAGUACUGAAGGAGACCCAGUCGACAGCAUGGGUAGACGCCAACAACGUACUGGGAGCGACUGCCAGCCACUUCGCAAUGGACAUAGCUAUCAAGAAGGCCCAAGAAACCGGAGUAGGGUGGGUCUCUGUUAAAGGUUCUAAUCACAACGGUAUGGCAGGCUUCUGGUCUCAAAAGGCAGCCGAUAAAGGGAUGAUAGGCAUGGCGUUUACAAACACAUCACCUUUGCUAGCACCUACGAGGAGUAAACAGUCGGCGUUGGGCACAAAUCCUCUGUCGGUAGUGGCGCAAGCAUCACAGGGAGAAUCCUUCUAUCUCGACAUGGCUACCACAGCAGUUGCUGUUGGAAAGAUUGAGAUGCAGCGUCGAAAAGGCGAGCCGUUACCGAGCGGUUGGGCGCAGGGACCUGAUGGCAAAGAAACCAAAGACGCUGAACUGGGCUUCAAAACAGCAUGUCUUAUGCCUCUUGGCGGUGGUGAACUGACAUCAGGUUACAAAGGAUUUGGACUAGCCGCUAUGGUUGAGCUGUUCUGUGGAGUAUUGGCAGGAGCUAAAUACGGCCACCAUGUGCGGUCGUGGUCCCACGGUGGAGACGGUGGGCCGGCCAACCUGGGUCAUUGCUUCGUGGCUGUCAACCCAGAGUGCUUCGCCCCAGGCUUCGGAGACCGUCUCGCUGACUGCAUACAACAUUGGCGGCAGUUAGAACCUACGGAUCCCAACCUGCCAGUGCUGGCUCCAGGAGACAAGGAAAAGAAAGCAGCGGCUGUAGCAGAUACAACAGGCUCGGUGUCUUAUGUCAAGCAGCAAAUAGAGUCCAGUGCUGCACUGGCAAAAAAACUCAACGUUAAGCCAAUGGAAGUGUCAUGUAUAAACUGGUGGUUAUCCUCAAAAAUAUACCUAAAUGUCCAGCGUUCAAUACCAAUAACCAAUAUCACCUCGGAAAGGAUCUCCCAUACUUCAGAUCAUAAGAAAACUUCAAUUCAGGACCAACUGCAAAAGGCUUGUUGUAUAAAAAAUGCGUUAAUACUAGUAAUUUCUAGAAUCAUGGUUAGGGUGGCAACAUCAGAAGCCCUCAGGUUCAUGACAGACUGUCUGAAGGCGGCUGGAGCAGCCGCGAGGGCCGCUGAACAGCAAGCCGAACUACUCAUCCAGGCUGACAAGUUUGGUCAUCCUAGUCACGGACUUAAUAGGUUAGAAAAAUACGUCAACGACAUCAUGUCUGGUGCGUGUGAGCCUAACAACGAGCCAACGGUGCUUCAAGAAUCCCAGUCGACAGCCUGGGUGGACGCCAAAAACGUACUUGGAGCGACUGCCAGCCACUUCGCUAUGGACAUAGCGAUAGAGAAGGCCGAAGAAACCGGAGUAGGGUGGGUCUCUGUUAAAGGUUCUAAUCACAACGGUAUGGCCGGCUUUUGGUCUCAAAAGGCGGCAGAUAGAGGAAUGAUAGGCAUGGCUUUUACAAACACAUCGCCUCUGUUAGCACUUACAAGGAGUAAACAGUCGGCGUUGGGCACAAAUCCCCUGUCGGUAGUGGCGCAUGCGUCAGAAGGCGAAACCUUCUACCUCGACAUGGCUACCACAGCAGUUGCUGUUGGGAAGAUUGAGAUGCAGCGUCGAAAAGGCGAGCCGUUACCCAGUGGUUGGGCGCAGGGACCUGAUGGCAAAGAAACUACAGACCCUGAACUAGGCUUCAAAACAGCAUGUCUUAUGCCUCUUGGUGGUGGUGAACUGACAUCAGGUUACAAAGGAUUUGGACUAGCUGCUAUGGUUGAGCUAUUCUGUGGAGUAUUGGCAGGUGCUAAUUACGGCCACCAUGUGCGGUCGUGGUCCCACGGUGCCGGCGGUGAACCGGCCAACCUGGGCCACUGCUUCGUGGCUGUCAACCCAGAGUGCUUUGCCCCUGGCUUCGGAGACCGUCUCGCUGACUGCAUACAACAUUGGCGGCAGUUAGAACCUACGGAUCCCAACCUGCCAGUGCUGGCUCCAGGAGAUAAGGAAAAGCAAGCAGCGGCUUUAGCAGAUUCUACAGGUUCGGUCUCCUACCUCAAACAGCAGAUAGAGACCAGCGCCGAGCUGGCAAAGAAACUCAACGUAAAGCCAAUGGAACUUUGCUCGUUUGUGUGAAAACUUUAACUCAUUUUGUUUUUCUAAAGGCUUAUAUAAGUGUUCGGGUUCUGUCUAAUGAUGUAUAGUUGAAAGUGUGAUUACAUCCUUGCCUUCCCGUGUUUGGAACCAAAUGUUAAUUAUUUUAUUAUGAAGGUGCCUUUAUUUUUUGAUUAUUAUGAAUUUAUAUUGACUGUUAUUUUGUAUUGAGUUUAUAUUGUUUAUUACAGAAUAUUAAAAUCAAUAUAUUUACAA
Helicoverpa zea (corn earworm) is the source of this 2721-nucleotide messenger RNA. RefSeq lists its product as uncharacterized. Gene Ontology annotation, molecular function: oxidoreductase activity. NCBI's taxonomy places the organism in Eukaryota, Metazoa, Arthropoda, Insecta, Lepidoptera, Noctuidae. The transcript is spliced from 17 exons. The coding region runs from base 160 to 2487 and encodes 775 amino acids. The record is from RefSeq and is a predicted model, not a curated record.